AUGCGGACGCUGAAGUUGUUUCUGUUCGUACUUCUCGGCCUCUCGUGCAGCUAUGCCUUUAUGUUUUCUUCUCAGAGAGAGAAAGUCAAAGAACCCCAGGGAAAGGUGCCUUGCGGGGGUCACUUCCGGAUUAGGCAGAAUCUUCCAGAGCACGCUCAGGGCUGGCUGGGGAGCAAGUGGCUCUGGCUCUUUUUUGUUCUUGUGCUGUAUGUGAUACUGAAGCUUCGAAGUGACAGAGACAAGAGUAAGGGUCAGAACCCUCCCAGCCUUCGAGGCUGUCCAUUCCGUUCUCCAGUAAAGAAAAACCAGAACACGUCCCCCAAUAAAGACUGCACAUUCAAUACCUUAUCCCAGCUCGAGACGGACCUUGUGAAAUUUGUGUCUAAGGUGCGGAGUCUUAAGGCAGCCGUGGUAACGAGCAGUAGCCUCAAGUAUCAACAUGCAGACUUUCCUGUGGAUCCACAAACUAUUACAAUCUAUGAAAUAUGGGGAGAAGAACCCGAAUGA
Chrysochloris asiatica (Cape golden mole) is the source of this 507-nucleotide messenger RNA. RefSeq names its product family with sequence similarity 209, member B (gene FAM209B). Bases 1 to 507 code for a protein of 168 amino acids. NCBI's taxonomy places the organism in Eukaryota, Metazoa, Chordata, Mammalia, Afrosoricida, Chrysochloridae. The transcript is spliced from 2 exons. The record is from RefSeq and is a predicted model, not a curated record.